Molecule: messenger RNA, 1326 nt
Organism: Cariama cristata (Red-legged seriema)
Lineage: Eukaryota; Metazoa; Chordata; Aves; Cariamiformes; Cariamidae
Gene: ACTR10
Product: actin-related protein 10 homolog (S. cerevisiae)
Exons: 12
Coding region: 1-1191 (396 amino acids)
Biological process (GO): retrograde axonal transport of mitochondrion
Source: RefSeq, a predicted model, not a curated record
AUGUUUUCUUUUAGGUGUGGUUUCGCAGGAGAAACAGGACCAAGAUGCAUUAUUCCUAGUGAAAUAAAGAAACCUGAUGUUGCAAAGCCUGUCAAAGUUGUUCAGUAUAAUAUUAAUACAGAAGAGCUAUAUUCGUAUCUGAAGGAGUUUAUCCAUAUGCUGUAUUUCAGACAUCUGCUGGUGAAUCCCAGAGACCGUCGUGUUGUGAUCAUAGAAUCUGUCUUGUGCCCUUCACACUUCAGAGACACACUCACAAGAGUCCUUUUUAAGCAUUUUGAGGUACCUUCCGUUUUGUUUGCUCCAAGUCAUCUAAUGUCUCUCCUGACGCUUGGGAUCAAUUCUGCCAUGGUGCUAGACUGUGGAUACGCAGAAAGCUUGGUGCUGCCUAUAUAUGAGGGAAUUCCAAUUCUGAGCUGCUGGGGUUCCCUUCCUCUGGGAGGAAAGGCUAUCCACAAGGAACUGGAGUAUCAGUUGUUGGAGCAGUGCACAGUUGAUACGGGAUUAGCCAAAGGACAAAGCCUUCCAUCUGUGAUGGGCUCGGUUCCGGAAGACAUAGUAGAGGAUAUAAAAGUCCGCACUUGUUUUGUGAGUGAUCUCCAACGUGGACUGAAAAUCCAAGCAGCCAAGUUCAACAUUGAUGGCAGUGCUGAGCGUCCUUCACCACCUCCAGAUGUGGACUAUCCUUUAGAUGGAGAAAAGAUUCUCCACGUAGUUGGCCCCAUCAGAGACUCCGUUGUCGAAAUACUGUUUGAACAGGAUAAUGAAGAGACAUCUGUUGCCACUUUGAUCUUAGAUUCACUCAUUCAGUGUCCCAUAGACACCAGGAAGCAGUUGGCAGAGAACUUGGUGGUUAUUGGUGGCACCGCUAUGUUGCCAGGAUUCCUUCACAGGCUCAUGGCUGAAAUCAGAUACCUGGUAGAGAAACCGAAAUACAAAGAAGUACUUGCCACUAAAACCUUCAGAAUUCACACUCCGCCUGCCAAACCCAACUGCGUGGCCUGGCUGGGAGGAGCCAUUUUUGGAGCACUUCAGGACAUACUUGGGAGCCGAUCUGUGUCCAAAGAAUAUUACAGCCAGACAGGCCGCAUACCUGACUGGUGCUGUCUUAAUAAUCCUCCACUGGAAAUGAUGUUUGAUGUUGGAAAAGCACCUCCACCACUGAUGAAGAGGGCUUUUUCUACUGAAAAAUAAGCACCUAAAUGCUACACAAGGAUUCUGCUCAUCUAUUUCAAGUAGAUGUAUAUGCAUUGACUUUUUUUUUUUGGUAUUAAGUAAUUUGUGUGUAACACUAUUGAAUAUGAACAAUGUGAUUGUUUUGGGGGAGUA